Messenger RNA from Glossina fuscipes, 7796 nucleotides. RefSeq lists its product as uncharacterized. The transcript has 5 exons. The coding region runs from base 455 to 5311 and encodes 1618 amino acids. The record is from RefSeq and is a predicted model, not a curated record. NCBI's taxonomy places the organism in Eukaryota, Metazoa, Arthropoda, Insecta, Diptera, Glossinidae.
GGCACAUCUUAAGCACGAUCUAUAAAUUAAAGAAAAAAGGUGUAAUUUAAAGAACUGCGAGAAUUUCUUAAUUUCUAUAUUAACAAAUUAUACGUGUGCUUAACUAAUUUCGGGCUCUUAGACUAAUUUGAUAGCUUGGUCAUUGUUUUGGAUUACGUUUUUUACAGCGUGAUUUUUAAAAUUGUAAUAAAGAGGAAAAUGAGAGAAAGUCAAAAUAUGUAUUGUUGUUAAAAGUAGAGUAAACAAAAAUAUUUGUGUCAACAUCGAUCAUAGAAAAAAUGAAGGUUACACUAUUCCGUAUCCUUUCCUGUUAUUCCCUGCACCCGUCGCAUAUUAAUACUAAGUUCUUCAUUUACUCAAUCAUCAUAAAGAAUUUAUUUACAGAAUUUUACUUUACUUCGAUUUGUUAACAAAACUGCAACGAGAAAUAAAAAUAAUAAGGCUAUCUUCAUAAAUGAAUGAGUGUUCACUUAAUCGUUUGUUGAUGGAAUCUACCUUGUGUUUUUAUGAGAGAGACUGUAAGGAGAAAGUGUUGACAUCUGCAAUGGAGUUUCGCGGUGUUGGAAAUGUAAAUAAAAUUUCCCGCGCCGCGAUUUUGGUAUGUAGUCCUAAAAGGUACGAAAGUGGUAAUAGUGACAAAUGUGAACUUAAAAGUCCGUAUACAGCAGAAAAUAACUAUAUGACCCAAGGUUUGAAUCGGUGGCAGCAGCAAAGACGACGUUAUUAUGCUCGAUUAAAAAGUAGACACGAAGAAGUUUGCUUGUAUGCGAAUACUGUCUGUGAUGAAUCUAUUGCGAAAAUGGCAAGAAAGCAAUCAUUUUCUUUCACAAUUUUCAAAGGCAUUUGGAGUUUUUGUUUCAAUAUUCUAAAAGAUUUUAUUAUAUCAACUAAAUGCUUUGCCCGCGAGGAAUCUGAAAUCGAAUAUGCGAUGUUGGACUGUCAUAUCACUUACGAACCACUUGAUUUUGAUGAAGCCAGAGAUAUAAUAAGUAACAGAAGAUGUAACGUGUUACGUGCUAAAAUCGUAAAUUGGAGGCGUUCAACAUCACUGACGACGAUGUGUAAAGCAAGGAAUGCUUCACUGUGGUCAUUUUUUCAAUGCGUACAGAAAAUUCACAAAUUACUACACUUGAUGCUAUUAAUGUUACUCAUGUUAACUCAAGUUGUGCGUGGGACACACGCUAGUUUAUUAGACACAAAUUUUACGAGGAGCGAUUUAGCGUUGUUGGCUCCAGAUAGUACAAGUGAUUUAAUAUCAUACAGUAGAAAUUACAGUAACAGUAAUAAACCAAAAAUUAAAGUAUAUUCUGACGACAUUAAUUCUCACUUGAAUGGGAGUUUGAGUUCCUUUUCGUCACACAAGGGUACGAUUGUGUCGCCGGUGUCUGGCAGCGUAUAUUUGGAAAAAUUGGACAGCCUAGAACGAAGUUUAGCUGCUGUAUUAAUUAAGGUUGCUUAUGGUACAACCUCAACUACAAAACGAAGUAUUCCAGACAAUAGCAACGUACCAAGUUUAACUACUAUUGCAACACCGUUAUUAACAACUCUCAGAUAUCCAGAAAAGACGCUACAACAAUCGCAAUUAAACUUGCACCACCGCAACUAUGAAUUGGAUUUGGAAAGAGAUCAUGCAUUGCCCACGUCAGCCCCCAACGCUGACAUCCUUAAAAGCAAUAAUAACCCUACAUAUCCCAAUCCUAAUCGACAUCAUAAUCAUGAUCGAGAAAAGCAUCCACAUUUAUUGAACUCUACAUCUGUUCCCUCACUACCCAAUGUUUUAAAAAGAACCAAUGGGCAAUCUCCAACUAUACCCAUGUUUUCUGGCGAUUUACCCUCAUAUUCUCCACCAGCUCGUUCCUUUUUUACGCCUCCUUUGCCUCCCGAAUAUCAACAUCCAUUUGCUGACAAGCCUACAUUACGAGGUACAAGCAAUGAAGGAGCUAUAAUUUUGAACGCAGGCGCUUUCAUUAAUCGACGUCCAAUACCACCACCGAGCUUAAUGCCGGGUCAUGAACGAAUACCUUUCCGUCCGCCUGACUUAACAAUUUUAAAUAGCGAUAGUGGGCCAGGAGCUGCGCCACCAUCAUCUGCUACUUUUGCUGGCAGCAGCACCGUAUCGUCUUUCACUUAUUUUACUACAGUUGCCAAUACACUCGAUACUGAACGUAAAAAAGCUUUAAAUACCCCUUCAAAAGGAAAUUAUUCAUUACAAUCCGAGGGUAUAACUGAUGAUAAAGCAGGGAACCUAGAAGGAGUCAUAAAUUCAUAUAAUGGAGGAAUAAGCAAUCCUUACACGGUUCAUCACGACACUAGGAAAGAAGUUUUACCGAGUAUCAGACGUAUUCUCAGCGGUUCCAACGGGCGUAAAGGAGAGAUUCCGGAAGUUUUGCUUAAGCAUGUGACAUCUCGUCCUAACCAUCAAUCAUCGUCAUCUCCUACGGUUUUAAUAGAUAGCACCCUCGGUACUCAGAAUGGCAAUGAAACACAUGCGUACAGUGAUACGUCGUUAUCCAAUUCAAACAUAAAUAUAAGCAUAAAUAUGAAAACACUGAAUGAUGGUGAAUUUUAUAACAAUAACGAGGAAUAUAAUUCCGAUCACCAAAAAACUAGAAUCUUGUCCAAGUCAGCACCUAGUGAUACUAUAUUGGCAGCUUCUAACAGUGUUAGUUCAACACCUUCGGCGGCUGCAGCUAUUGAAGGGGAUGUGGCCAUUGCAUCUGCUGUGCCUUCACCUGCUAUAUCAACAACUUUCACUGACACCGAUUUUUCGUUUCCCGAUACGGCAGGUAGAAGUCAUAACCAAGGAAGUAGUUCAUCUUCAUCUACGUUAGCCGCUGCAAUAGGACACAAUACUUGGAAUAUAGCAUGGAACAUACACGUAUAUUUCUCAGUGGUUCUUUUUACUAUACUUACCGUCUAUUCUUUAUACAAAAUGGUUACUUACAACAAACUUACUCAUCUUUUUUCCCAAUCAUAUUUUAUUUGUAUUCAUCUUGUGCUUAUAUUUAUCUGUACGGCACGCAUUUUCUUUUUAUGCUAUGAUGCGUAUAAUAUUCAUUCCAGUUUUCAUAUAUUCUUAUCGGAAAUUCUAUUAAAUUUACCGUCUACUUUUCUUACAAUAUCUUUUUCUGUUUUAAUACUGUUUUUGUCCUUGAAAUCACUGAAUUAUAAAAACAAUCGAUACUCAGCUUUACUACGACCUCUCACAGUAGUAGUAGGUUGUGGUGUGCAUGUCAUACUCUGCAUUACACUUCAUUACGUAGAGUUCUAUACGGUGCAAAACCAUCAACAACACAGUAUUUACCAACAACAACAGCAAGCCUUAAGACGUCAACAAAUACAAAUGCAACAUCAACAUUUCCAAAACGCCCAAUAUAAUCCUUUCCAAUAUUCGUCCUUAAAUCAACAAAAACAUGGUGCAGCUGGAAAUUUGAUUGGUUCCGUCGCAGUAACAGGCCAAUCGAUGGGGUUUUCGCAGCAAACGAAUAUAGCAACCAGCAUGUCGGCAACUCCUCCGCCCCCCCGCGUUCUUUCAUUAAUUUGUCAAAUAAUCUAUAUAUUUGUGUGUUUUAGCUUGGGAUUACUCUAUUUAUAUUUAUACCGAGUUCUAAAACGUAUACUGAGAAGUAAAUCGCAAAACUAUAUUCAUGGAUACCAGAAUCUUUCUUAUGCUAUUCACAUUACAAUAGCGACAGCUCUUUUGUUUGUGUUAUUGGCUACUUUACAAAUAUUUGGAGCCAUUAGUAUAUCUACAACCCGUCCACUUAUAACGCAAGCAAAUUCCGAAAUCGAUUGGCUGCAAUGGGGGUAUCAGUUUUCGUUGCGUUUAAUUGAAAUAGCUAUCAUAACCCUAAUAUCGUGGGUUACUGGUUUAAAAAAUAGUGGUGGUGGUGGCGGGGUAAAUAUCGGGUUAACAAAUGGAGAAACGCAAUUGACUAUAGCUGGCCAAAGCGGUGGCAAUAAUAUUUUCGGCUCCACUCAAGGCCUUUCAUCUACGCGAGAAAAACAAGGAACACAUCCACAUCUUAAUCAUUCAAAUGUAGCCGGAUUUUUUCUGCCUUGUACUUCAAGUUCGAGCCAAGAACACUUUGAAACAGAUUAUCCCGUUGUGUGCAAUGCCAACACCAAUUUGCAUACUUAUACUAUGCGAACAGGGAAGUUAAUAUAUGACGAUAGCUUUGCGUUGAACUCCUUGGGUAACACCAAUAGUGUACCAAUCACAGAUGUGCAGCACAGUGCUGAAAACCAAUUACAACAGACUGUGUAUCAACAUUCUUAUGAAGAUGGUUCAAUGCAUAGUUCAGUCCAUCACAAUAAUUCGGAAUGUGGUUCUCGCUUUCACCAUGAACAACCACAUUAUAGUGAUUAUUUGACUGAUAACGCAACUGAUCACUAUGAAAACCCAAAUUUUGAUUUAAUUAACUCAGAGUCGGCAGCAUCUGCUAAUGGUUUGCUAAACAAUACCAACAGUGGUGGCAGUGUUAAUAAAAAAUUUGGUAAAACUUCUACUACGUCCACUACAGCCUUAAGUAGCAACGAGUCCAAUUGCGGUUCCCAUUCCGCUUCUGCAGCAUCGGCCGUUUCGCAACAACAAAUGUUACUUUUACAAAGUGACGCUUGCUAUUCGGAGCCAUGCCAACAAAAUUAUGAGUUCAAUAAUUUCGAAAGACCGAAAUUUCAUGGGACUACACAGAAACCUUCACAUGAGAACUGGUCAGAUUCGCGUAUUCAAACAAUGUUCAAUAAUAAAAGAGAACAAAAAAAAUCCUUUAAUACAUUAGAUCGAUGCGGAUAUGAUAAACCAGAGAGGCGAAGCGAGAAUUCCGCAUAUUCAUGUAAAUCCAACCCAGGCCAUGAUCAGCGUUAUCCAACUUAUAAUUCAUUUGAACGGGGUUCUUCGUGCAACGGAGUACGCAAAAGUGAAACUUUUAAUAACAUUGCAGGUAACACAACUAAUGCAAUACAUGGACGUAAUGCUUCUUCAUCAUCGGCGGCAUCAUCUACAUCUUGUGGACCGCGAGCUUCCUCCGGAGUACAGACAUUAACUACUGGAGAAAGGCAUAAUCACCACAAUUUCCAGUCACACAGUUCGAAAGGUCCACCGCGAGCAACUACUAAUAACGUAAAUCAAAGGACACCAAAUGCUACCCACGUGGCCGACAUAUUUGGACGACCUUUCGAAAGGGCGAGCAUGAAAACGUCACAAAACUCAAUGGUUAACGGCUUUGUUCAAAAACAGCAGCUUCAACAUUACUCGGAUGAAGACGAAAAUGACAUGAUGUUAGCAGCAAUAUCAUCAAAUCAACGCUGAAUCCGGAUGAGGUUCCAAAGAUAUUAGGUAAUCUAACCGAUUUCCAAUUUCUUCCGCAUCAGACUAAUUUAAGCGGAAUGAUGCCUACUGCCAAAAAACUUGCCUUAGCACCAAUAUAUUUCUCUUCCUCUAACCACCCUACAUCAUUACCAUCAUCACCGAUAAAUAUAUUUGGUUUAACUCGUAAUAAGCAACAUCUAAGCUCGUUUGAACCUUCUCGUCAUGCAUGCGCUGUUAAUGAGCACUUCGGCUAUCUAUCUAGGAUGAAUUCUGGCACAACUCCUAUAUCAUACCUUUCUGAUAGCGCGCAUAGCUCGAGCAUGUUGGUAGCAGAGCAUGGUUUCGUCAGGUUUCGACCUUUAGAUAAUAUCAAUAACUCUGAGUGUAUUGGCAUAAAGAAUGCUUCAUCACAAAAUAAUGACCAAGUCAGCAAAUAAGGUAUUUAAAUUUAUAACAUAAAUCUAGAAGCAAAAUGGUUUACUGGCACGGAUAACUAUGGAAACAUACAUAUUUUAAAUGAAUAAAUGUUAGCAUGUUUGAAACCAUAAAUUUUUUUUUAUCGAAAGAAACGAUUUGCAAAUUUUAGUUUUGAAAUAAUUUUAAAAAGUAAAUCAUGAUAUUCUUUCAUUGUUAUAUUCUUUUGUAUUUCUUCCAAGGCAAACAAUGACAUGAGUAUGCUAUAUAAAAUGUGUACAUUGAAUAAUUAAAAAAACUGAUGGAAAUCACAAACAACUUCGUUUAUUGAUGAAUAGGAUACUCUUUAUUAUACUUUAUAACUGCCUCUCAACGUAUAAAAGUUUUUGAAGUCUCUUUGUAAAAACUUUGUAAUUUUCUUUAAAGAAAGCAACGCGAGCAGCAUGAUUUUCUAGUUCUACAAAAUCAAUUCAUAUUAAUAAAUAUAGUGAAAAUGAUGAAAAAAAAAAAAUAAAAUAGUGAAAACAUGAAAAGACAAUCUAAAAAAUAUAGUGAAAAUAUAAUGUGAUUGAAGAAAAGCUCGUUUUGUUGGCGAGAUGUGACCUGCUUCGUUUAUUCUUGUAAACGUCAGGAGAUUAAAUAUCGAGCUCCGAAAUGUAUUCAAAACAAUUGGAUUCAUGUCGAGCGGUUGCUGUCGAACACUUCACAUACAUUGUCAAAUUUUUGUUGUUUUCCUCAGUAUUGUUAUUGUCCAGCCGGUAUUAUUUUCGUUUAUUUUACUUUACCCGGUGCUCGCUAGUUGUUAUUUUAGCUUCAAACGCACAAUUUGCUUCUGUCCGAAAAAAUUAUUGUCUGUGAUUUUUGUUCAUCUCACUGAUUUAUAUAAACGCAGAGCGUUUAUAUUAGAUUCUGGAAACAUUCUUCUUCACGUAACAUCUAUUAUACAUGGCGAUUUCAAAGCUUUUGGGCAUCUUAAAAUUUUCUUGCAUUUAUCCGGAAACUUCAUAACGCAAACAAUAUUUGUAUCAAAAUUUUAGAUGACGGUGGUUACAUGGUUUUUAGAUUGAUAUCUGCUCUCCAUUAUGAAUAAUCAUAAUCAUAUCUUGAGUUCCGUUUUAAUAAACAUAUAAAAUUUUAGCGCGUUAUUUUUAUUUUAAAUCGCGACCUAUAAAAUACAAAAAUGGAAGAAUCGAAGUGACGAGUUUUAACUAAUAAUCACAAAUUUGUUUCCGUAAGAAUUUCAACGUUUAGCGUUGAACUAGAAUAUAAAUACAGGCUUCUAAUAAGCACUCCUUUGUUGAUGUUACUGAAAAUAGUUUGGAUCGUAUCAUUUUUGCCACGCCGGCUUAUAUCGCCCUCUAUUUUGCAAAAGUUGUUAAACAAAUAAAACAAAAAUUUCGGUUUUUACUAUUUCUAGUCAAAAAGCCGUGAGAAAUAUUAUUUUGACAUGAAAUGUGAAAAAUUUUAAUGUGGCGGGCCCGUUCAUCAGCCCUCUCCCAUAUAAAUGUCCCAGAAAGAAAUCAGCUUUUAUAUGACAACAAGUUCUAAUCUUUAGUAUUUUAUGAAUAUAGACCAGUAUUUUGACAAAAUGAUUUUUAUUGCGGAGGCUAUUCCACAUAAAACGUCUUAUGAAAAGUCAGCCUUCACAUGACAAUAAGAUCUUUCCCAUAUUACAUGAGAACAGAAUAAAAGUGGUGUAUUAUAUUUGAUGGCCGCCCUUGGCUUUGUAUAAUGUUUCUUUUUGCUUUUAGUAGGAAUGUAUGUGAUUAUAACAUUGAACAUAAAUUGUGAAAAAGAUUCUAUGUAGUUUUCGUGCCAUAGCAUUUUUAUGAAGAUAGUUCCCCUGCGAUUUAAUCGUCUUGAACUUACCCAGUUUAAAAAUAAGCAAUCUUAAACUCAAAAAGUUUUUCCCGAAAACUUGAUUAUAAAAAGGUUUCUUACGGGAUAUGGGCAUAAUAUUUCUGUCAUUAACAUGGCAAAAUACAAAGAAGUAAGCAUCUGACAUAUUACAUAUCUGGAUUAACUGACACUUCAUAUGUUAAACAUUUUUGAGAAAUGUAGAGGAAAUGGA